This is a messenger RNA of Hydra vulgaris (swiftwater hydra), 3304 nucleotides long. Its product is annotated as importin-4. Gene Ontology annotation, biological process: protein import into nucleus. The record is from RefSeq and is a predicted model, not a curated record. Gene Ontology annotation, cellular component: nucleus; cytoplasm. Gene Ontology annotation, molecular function: nuclear import signal receptor activity; small GTPase binding. NCBI's taxonomy places the organism in Eukaryota, Metazoa, Cnidaria, Hydrozoa, Anthoathecata, Hydridae.
CUAGCAACGCAUAAUCUCAACGUUUAUGUUUGUUAUCUGGGUUUAUGUUGUAAUAUUGCGGGAAAUCUUUAAAUAAGCGUGCUUAAAAAAUAUGGCUUCGGCUGAGUUAGAGAAAAUUUUAAGAAAGCUUCUUGUCCCAGACAAUCAUAUUAUUCAGCAGGCAACUAUUGAACUAAAAACAGCGUUUAUAAAGACAGAUGUGGUUCUACCAGCAUUAGUUGAACUUUUACAAAACUGCACAGAACCAACUAUUCGUCAAUACUGCUCAAUACUUUUACGCCGCCGCAUUGUCAAGCAGUGGAACAGUGUUAAUACUGAAACUAAAACUAGUUUAAAGAGUUUACUUUUGACUUGUGUGACAAGGGAGACUAUACCAUUUGUACUUGGAUCUAUUUGUCAAGUGGUUGGUUCCAUAGCACGCCACGAUUUUGCUAAUAAUGCAUGGCCUGAACUUUUGCAAUUUAUCUCUCAAUGCAUACAAAGCAGCAAAGCAAAUGAAAGAGAGGUGGGAUUUACAUUAUUAUAUGCGGUUUGUGAGUCAGCCAGUGAGCAGUUAAAGCCAUGGUAUAAAGAACUAUUUCCAGUCUUUCAAAUUGGUUUAUCCGAUUGUGAAUCAAAAAAUAAUCCUUAUUAUGCUAUAAGAUGCAUUUGCCCUCUCGUUCAAUAUUUUGGUUCUGAUGAGGAGGUUUUACUAAAACCAAUGCUUGGCGAGAUAAUGAAUGCAAUAAAAACUUUGUUGAAAGAAGAUGAGGACAAAGCCAAUGAAGCAUUAGAUAUUUUUGAUGAGCUUGUUCAAAUAGAAGUUGGAAUAAUUGUACCAUAUGUUAAAUUACUUGUUGAAUUUUGCAUGCAGAUAAUUAGUUGCAAUGAGUUUGAAGAAGGUCUCAGAGUAAAAGCUCUCUAUCUUAUUUGUUGGGCUUGUCGCAGAAAAAGCAAGAUAAUUUUAAAAGAAAAGUUGCUAAAACCAUUAAUUACACAGCUUCUGUCUUUAAUGUCAAUGCCUGAAGAUGAGGAGGAUGCCUCUGAAGAUGAUAUGGCCGAAAUUAAUAGUUUGCAAUCAGUUGCCAGUCAGGCUCUUGACUUGUUGGCUCUUCACUCUCCUCCAGCUCAACUUAUUCCAAUAUUAAUGGAAUCUUUAUCAUCGUUAUUCAUAAGUGCAAAUCAUUUUGAAAGAAAAGCAGCAUAUAUUGCACUUGGUGAGCUUGCCGAAGGUUGUGCUGACUUUAUUCGGACAAGACAUUUGAAAAAUGCUGUUGAGACUGCUAUGAAAGGUUUAUCUGAUCAAUCUGUUAUUGUAAGAAAUGCUGCUUUAUUUGCACUGGGUCAAUACGCUGAACAUGUUCAGCCAGAUGUAAGCAAACUGCAUGAGAAUGUCAUUCCAAUGCUUUUAAUUUUUCUACAAACAUUAGUUAAUGAUCCUCAACCAAAUGUAAAUCAUAAAGGAACUAUUACUAAGCUUUUUUAUGCUUUGGAAAAAUUUACAGAAGGACUUGAGAAAGAAGUUGUUUUUAUUUACACUGAUAAACUAAUGGAAUCAUUUCUUUAUUUGUUAAAAAACAGUAAGGAUGCUCAUACCUCAGAGCUAGCAAUAAGUGCCAUCGGAGCUUUAGCUACAUCAGCAGGAGAACAUCUCUCUAAUUAUUUUAGUGUGAUCAUGGAACAUUUAAAGGUGUAUUUGCAACAACCUCUUACAUUAGAAAAUAUGGAUAUAAUAGCACAGACAGUUGAUACUCUUGGUGCACUUGCUAGGAAUAUCAAAUCAGAUAUAUUUUAUCCAGUGGCAAAUGAUUGCAUACAAUUUGGAAUUAAAGUUAUAGAAGAUUGUGAAGAUCCAGAUUUAAAAAGAUGCACUUAUGGUUUGUUUUCUGCAGUUUCAUUUGUGCUGAAAGAUAAAAUGGAAUUCUAUUUGCCCUCAAUCAUUCAAGCAAUGAUAUUGUCUCUCAGUUCAACAGAUGGCAUUGUGGCAACAGAUACCAGCAAUGAUCCAUUAUUUUUAAUAGAAGAUGAAACAGGUGAAGAAGAUAUAGAAGAUGAAGAGGAAGAGAAUGCAACUGGUUAUACAGUAGAAAAUGCGUACAUGGAUGAAAAAGAAGAUACGAUCAACUCACUUGCAGAAUUAGCAGAAAAUGUUGGAAAACCAAUGAUGUCCUAUAUGGAAGAAAUUUUCAAAGAAAUAUUUUUAUUAGUUGAUUAUCCUCAUGAAAAUGUAAGAAAAGCAUCAGUAACAGGUUGUUGUCGACUUACAUCAGUAAUUUAUAAGCAUCUUAAAGAAAACCAAGUUUCAGAUUUGUCUACUGUCAAUAUGUAUAUUGCCAGAAGCUUUCCAACUGCUUUGAAUGUAAUUAAUAAAGAUGAUGAUCGGUCAGUGGUAAUUGCUGUUGUUGAAGUACUUAAUGAUUUGAUCAAAGAUUUAAAAGGAGAUCUUUUUAUUGAACAACAAUAUGCAGAUGAUCUUGCUAAUUCAAUUUUAAAUUUGUUAAAAGGAAAGACGCACUGUCAGCAGUUUUUAGAUGAUGAGGAACCUAAUCAUGUUUCUGUAGAUGAAGAUGACUCUCUUGCUGAACUUGAUCACAUUUUGGUUGAGCAGGCAGGAGAUCUUUUACCUUCAUUUGCUCAAGCUAUUGGUGGAGAAAAUUUUAAAAAGUAUUUUAACAUCAUUCUUCCAGAAAUUAUGAAGAAAUCUAAAAAAAAUAGCACAGUGGCAGAGAAGUCUUUUGCUGCUGGAACAAUUGCUGAGAUCAUACAAGCGAUGGGUGUAUCAAUAGGAAUUUAUGUUCAACCUUUAACACCGUGGUUAGUUCAAUUUUUGCAAGAUUCUGAUGAAGAAGUCAGAAGUAAUGCUGCUUUUGGUUUAGGUGUACUUUGUGAACAUGGUGGAGAUGCAGCAAAAAUAUUUUAUGUUAAUAUUCUACAAUCUUUGUUCAACUUGCUGAAUCAGCAAAAGCAGCCUCCCCUUGUCCAAGACAAUGUUUGUGGUGCUGUUUCUAGAAUGGUAAUGGCAUCUAAAGAAUCUCUACCGUUGCAGCAGGUAUUGUCGGUAUUGAUCGAUUGCCUUCCAAUUAAGGAAGACGAAAGGGAAAAUGAAACUGUUAUGAAAUGCCUUUCAAACCUUUACGUUACCGACAGCUGCAUUCUGUUUCCAUAUUUGCAAAAACUUAUUCCUCUUUUUAUUGAGUCUCACGGCAACGAAAAUUCCGGAGUAGAACUAGCUACACGUGAAAAAUUAAAAAUCGCAAUUGAAGAUAUUCAAAGAAAAUUUCCUUUAGAAUUUAAUCAAAUUAUAUCCACUCUUGCUCAAAAAUAA